AUGUUGAGGCGUUUAGGUGUUGCUGUGGAGAGGGGAGGAGGUGAGGGGGGGAUGGGUGAGGUGGGCGGGGAGGGUGGGGUUGAGAGGGUGGGGGAUGGGGAAGGUGGUGAGAAGAGGAGGAAGAGGGAGAUGAAGAAGGAGAAGAAGGGUAGGCGUGGCAAGAGGGAGCUUUCAGAUGCCGUCGCAGAUGGCUUGCUACGUUUGUGCGUACUGUCAAAGGAGCUCAUUGGAUAA
Closterium sp. NIES-65 is the source of this 234-nucleotide messenger RNA. The record is from the annotation of a GenBank genome assembly. NCBI's taxonomy places the organism in Eukaryota, Viridiplantae, Streptophyta, Zygnematophyceae, Desmidiales, Closteriaceae.